CCAUCUAACCCCACUUUUAUCCGUUGACAUGUUAGACAAGGAAACAACUAUCAAAAGAGAUAAACUUGGUACAUUUAAAGGUCAAAUAGGUUAUCUGGUAAGUCAGGGAUAUUCAAAGUUGUUUUGCUCGAAAAGUGCAUUAAAACAGCCGCUGCAGCCCUGUGCGUUUGAGACUCGUCUGUUUUAACUGACCUUAACAUGUCCUGGUUUGAUUGUGUGGAAUUGGGGCCCCCUAUUGAGGUCUUCCAGCUUACCAGGCAGUUUACCGAGGACGACUUCCCUCAGAAGGUCAAUUUGGGAGUUGGCGCCUAUCGGACUGAUGAGGGUAAGCCGUGGGUGCUGCCAGUUGUUCGGACGGCUGAAAAGGCGCUGGCAAACGAUGAAACUCUAAACAAGGAAUACUUACCAGUGCUGGGGCUGGAGACGUUCAGCGCCGCCUCUUCGAGGAUGCUUUUAGGGGCUGAUAGUGCUGCGAUAGCGGAAAACAGGGCGUUUGGCGUGCAGACCCUGUCGGGAACCGGCGCCUUGAGGGUGGGCGCCGAGUUUUUGGCCAGACACUUAGACAAAACCGUUUUUUACUUCUCCAAGCCCACAUGGGAAAAUCACCGCCUGGUCUUCCUGAAUGCGGGCUUCAAAGAAGCCCGCGAGUACCGCUACUGGCACCCAGAAAGCCGCGCUUUGGACAUCGAAGGACUCCUGGAAGACUUGCGCAACGCCCCUGAAGGUGCUGUGGUCAUUCUGCAUGCAUGCGCCCACAACCCGACCGGUUGCGACCCCUCCCAUGAACAAUGGGCGCAAAUCGCCGACGUUGUCAAGCAAAAGCGCCUCUUUCCGUUCUUUGAUUCGGCCUAUCAGGGCUUUGCGUCCGGCGAUCUGGACAAAGACGCCUGGGCGGUUCGUUUCUUUGUAGAGCGCGGCUUUGAGAUCUUCUGCGCGCAGUCCUAUGCGAAGAACUUUGGCCUUUACAAUGAAAGAACUGGAAACUUGACGGUGGUUUCAAGCAAUCUGGCAAACGUUGCGGCCGCCAAGUCUCAAUUGACUCUAACCAUUAGAGGCAUGUACUCAAACCCGCCCAGUCAUGGAGCAAGAAUUGUGGCUCAUGUGCUCAACAAUAAGGAGCUGUUCGAACAAUGGCGCGGAAACAUCAAAACCAUGUCGUCGAGGAUUAUUGAGAUGCGCAAACGCUUGCGGGAGGCGCUGGAAGCCCUGGGGACCCCCGGCAGCUGGAACCACAUCACUGACCAAAUCGGCAUGUUCUCCUACACCGGGUUGAAUGAGGCCCAGUCGUUGCACAUGGUUCAAAAGCAUCACGUUUACAUGCUGAAAUCCGGCCGGAUCAGCAUGUGCGGUCUGACCCCGACCAAUGUGGGCUACGUGGCUCAAUCCAUCCACGAAACCCUCACAACUGUACCGGCCAAGUAUUAGCCUCAGUGGGAUCUGGUUAGAUGCACCUUUGUUCAUAUGUAUAGUGUUUUCCGCAGAAAAACAUGCACUUGUAAUAUUUACAGAUCGUUUUAUAAUUAAAAUAUAGUAUCAACGCAAA
This is a messenger RNA of Dendroctonus ponderosae (mountain pine beetle), 1543 nucleotides long. It is a transcript of the gene Got1, whose product is annotated as aspartate aminotransferase, cytoplasmic. Gene Ontology annotation, molecular function: L-aspartate:2-oxoglutarate transaminase activity; pyridoxal phosphate binding. Bases 199 to 1425 code for a protein of 408 amino acids. The record is from RefSeq and is a predicted model, not a curated record. Gene Ontology annotation, biological process: L-aspartate biosynthetic process. NCBI's taxonomy places the organism in Eukaryota, Metazoa, Arthropoda, Insecta, Coleoptera, Curculionidae. Gene Ontology annotation, cellular component: cytosol. The transcript has 7 exons.